Xenopus laevis (African clawed frog) is the source of this 2452-nucleotide messenger RNA. RefSeq names its product brain-specific angiogenesis inhibitor 1-associated protein 2. The transcript has 14 exons. Bases 261 to 1901 code for a protein of 546 amino acids. Lineage: Eukaryota; Metazoa; Chordata; Amphibia; Anura; Pipidae. The record is from RefSeq and is a predicted model, not a curated record.
GGCUCAGCUCCGCCCUUUAUGCAGAUCACUGACAGCCCAGCCCCUCUCCCUAUUGGCUGGAAGUUUUUAUUCUAAGCUGCAGAACUUUUGUCUGAGCCUGUUCUCUCCCUCCCACCCUGUUUCCUCUCCCACCCACUGACAAGCUCCCACCCAGUCUCCCACCCUGAGCAGUGGUCAGUGUCCUUCUGUUUCUUCAUCUCCAGGGACUCCCCACAGACUGGACUCUCUGAGCCUCCUGCAGCCCCCCCUCUCCAAGCAACAUGUCCAGGUCCGAUGAGGUGAACAGACUGACAGAGAAUGUGUAUAGAGCCAUACUAGACCAGUUCAACCCAAGCCUACGGAAUUUUGUGACAAUGGGAAAACAUUAUGAGAAGGCGCUCUCAGGUGUCACUGUGGCAGCCAAAGGCUACUUUGAUGCUCUGGUGAAACUGGGAGAACUGGCCAGUAUCAGUCAAGGGUCCAAGGAGCUCGGAGACACCUUAUUCCAAAUGGCUGAAGUUCACCGUCAGAUCCAAGUUCAGCUGGAGGAAGUAUUAAAACUCUUUCACUCGGAACUGUUGGCUCAACUGGAACACAAGCUUGAAUUAGACAUUAAGUAUUUAACAGCCACGCUGAAGAAAUACCAGGUGGAGCACCGGUCCAAGUCGGAGUCGAUUGAGAAAUGUCAGUCGGAGCUCAAGAAGCUGAGGAAGAAGUGCCAGAACAGCAAGAAUCCCCAGAAGUAUAGUGACAAAGAAGUGCAGUACGUUGAAAUCAUGAGCACAAAGCAAUGUGAGCUGGACCAGUUUGUGGCGGAAGGAUACAAAGCGGCUCUCACAGAGGAACGGCGGAGAUACUCCUUCCUUGUAGAUCGGCAGUGUGCAGUGUCCAAACACUUUAGUGCCUAUCACAGCAAGGUAAAGGAACUUCUAAGUGCUAAGCUUCCUACGUGGCAACAGUCCUGCACGCAGCCCACUAAACUUCCCGAGCGAGCCCUGAUGCUUGUGAAACAAACCGCCAGCCACACCACAGAGCCAGUCAUCUCUGAUCCGAUGCCAAGCACAAAACCACUGGAGGUCCCCCCAGAGCUGGCACCUCUGUUAGGAGGAGGAGGCCUCAGUGUGAAUAACCGGAUGUCAGUGCAAGAAGUUCUCCCUCUUCCCAAUGGAGAGACCCAUCGCUCAAGAGGCUCACGUGAUAUGGGAAACUCUGCUCAUAUUGAGCCCCUAUUGUUGACCCCAGUGGUUUCCUCACAACCUGCAACACCAGCGUCGCUCACGCCUCCAACUUUCAAGGCCAAUGAGAUGUAUUUCUGUACCUUACCAAUGCCACGCAAGCCAUCUUCCGAGAAUAGACUUGCCACUCUGGUGGAAAAUAAGACCUUACCUCGGAUCAGCCCGCUAUCAGUACUGCCGCCUCGUGUAGAACGUCAGAGAGUGCAGGCAGUCUUCUCACACAAUGCUGCAGAGAACAGCACCUUGCUCAAUUUCAAGGAAGGGGAUAUCAUCCUUCUGUUGGUUCCUGAAGCCAGAGAUGGCUGGCACUACGGCGAGAAUGAGGCUACAAAAAUGAAAGGCUGGUUUCCAUUUUCGUAUACUCGUCCCAUUCCUCCAGCAGAGACCUCUGACAAAUUCAACUCCAACUUCCCACUGAGCAAACUGAACAGCAGCAGUACCGGGAAACUGGACAAAGUCGGGGUGACUCCGGCUGAAGCUGCCAGGAUAGAAGCGGUUAGAUACACACCUUCUCCUCGCACCAGCACUUUCCGACAAAGACCUUACAGCAUGAUCAGCCCGGACAUGCUUCAGUUAGCAAAUGAAUUUGGCAACCCAACUUUGUCGCCAUCCAGAAACAACCCAUUUGCUCAUGUCAAGCUGAAACGCACAGUGACCAAUGACCGAUCGGCGCCAGUCAUCCAGUGACCUGAGGAUUUGACGACCUACCUUGUCAGUCAAAGCGGCUUCAAUGGAAAGUCAAGAAAAGGAAUCAAUGACCUUGUAUUCCCAGUCCUGAAUUCAAAGAGCUAAUAUAACCCAGGGAUGGAAUGGCUGCCGUUAUGAACAUACCUUUCACUCAUUUGUACUGCGGAUUGUUAUUUUUACAGCGGACUUUUCUUCUCUGUUUAAUGUGGAUGGUGUGUUAGAGUCCGCUGGCUUGCAGUUAAAGGUGUACAGUGCGCUAUAUCAUGCCAGUGGCUGCAGUUUGCAGAUUUCAGGAAACCACCUCAACAGUAUUAAAGGACAAAUGGCUCUACUUUGAUAAAAAAAAAGGAGACAUAGAGAGGAGAGUUAGCCAUGUGCAUUUGCUUUAAGAUCCCCUUUGUUGCUCUUGAUCUUCCAUUGUGCUGUAAAUCCCAUCAUCAACAACCAGGUACAGAACCUGUUAUCCAGAAUGGAUCUGGAGUUUUCCGGAUAAAAAAUCAUACUGUAAUUUAGAUCUUCAUACCUUAAGUCUACUAGAAAAUCAUUUAAAC